Molecule: messenger RNA, 873 nt
Organism: Trichobilharzia regenti
Lineage: Eukaryota; Metazoa; Platyhelminthes; Trematoda; Strigeidida; Schistosomatidae
Source: the annotation of a GenBank genome assembly
AUGAAUUAUUCAGAUGGACCUUGGGUAAUUUUCCAGCCGUGUGAUAUACUCAAGCAUAGUAAUUGGUCGUAUAGACAACAUUUACAAUGUUGUAUUGCCCAGUUUAUUGGUAUAUGGUCAGGUUAUAUAUUGCCAGUUAUCACUGAGUUAACUACAAUAUUCAAUCUAUUAAUCUGCGUAUCAAUUACACUGAAUGGCUGUCAAGUAUCGAAACAAAUGAUUUACAUAUCCGGUGUCUGUUUAUUCCGCGUUAUAUCGAAUGGUGUGUUUGUGUGGUUGCGCCAAUUUCCUUCUGUUGGUCUACCCUAUGCAACAAAUCAAAAGACAUACUUCACAUUUAUAUUUAUUUCUCCGUUCGCCUGCCGUCUUUAUCGUUUUGUCUACAUAUUUUCUUGUACGGCAAUGUGUAAUAUGCGAGUGUGUGCUUCAUUGUUUCGGUGUUUAGCUGUUUGCACGCCAGUAAAGUAUAAAAGCUGUUCAAAUUGUUAUGCAUGGUAUAUUUAUGGUAUGAUAAUUAUGCUCAGUGCUUUUCUAAUGCUUCCAUUUGCAAUAUACACAGAUUGGUUUGCAAACAAUGGUAAAAUAAGAUGUUGUUAUAAUCCACAAGAUGUCAGCUUACAGAUUUAUCAAGCUCUAGUACCAAAUCUUAGUCCAGUGCAGAAUAUCCUAUUGAUUCCUUUGGAUUUAACGUUUCUCAUCAAACUUCGACAACACAUGCAUGGAGUUUUGAUGAUUAAAUUAACUCAGGUAGAGCUCACAUUCAUUUUUAUCGCAGUGCCACAUGGUGUAUUCUACUUACUCGCUAAGGUAUAUACUGUGAAAUCAUAUGAAAGGAGAGCAGAUAGUUUUCGGUUUAUAGCUCAAGUUUUCUAG